AUUGCGAGAAGCUGCUGGGGAGACCACAGUUCUCAAUACCUUCGACAUGAAGUAUACCGGUCGUACCAGUCACCGUAGCAGUUGCACAGUGAGCAGUACCUGUUCUGACGACGGCAAUACUAUGAAGACAUGCUGUCGGAAGGCAGGCAGCUUACAGCGUGACUCCAACUUUCCGCAACACUGCCCAGACACUGAGUCUCCAGAAUCCAGCAUCGAUGCCAGAAUCACAUCUUCUGCCAUGGGCAAAUUGACUGUUGCAGUGCCCGCUGAACAAAAAACUCAGCCAAAACCAGUGGCCUGCUCUCAUGGCAGUUCUGAGUCUAACCCCAACUUGUCGCUGGACAGUGGUUAUUUGUCACCAGACAGUAGUUACCUCUCUCUGCUGAAUCAGUCCCCUUUCUCUGUCGAGGAAGAAGGAAAUCUUGUGCAGGAUAGCGAUCACCGAAUUGGGGGCUCUUCUGAAGGCCGAGCAUGUGAGGGAGAGCAGCCUUCAGGGAAGGAGGUGGAAGUUCUGGCAGCCAUUUCACCAACGCACAGUCAGGCAGGUGAUCCCGGACUUGAAGCCAAGCCACGCGAAAAGACUCUCACGCUGACCAAAUGGCAACAGCUGCCAGCCCUUCAGGUCGGGUGGGCAGUCUGCCACAGUAUGGGCCGCAUAAAGGGCAAGCUGAGGAUGGACAAGUCCCUGCUCAAGGAGACGUUACGGGGCCAAGUCUUCACGGUGGAAAACCUUAUUGGGAGGAAGAUGGGGCUAGAAUACGUGGACAUCUGGAAAGAACUUGUGGAUCGAGGAUUCCCCGACCUUCUGAAAAAAAUCCUGAGGUUCCUGCCUCCCCCUAGCCUCCUGAACUGUUCCAAGGUGAGCAAGACCUGGAGGAGAAUUAUUUCAGACGAUAAAAGAGCAAGCCAGCUCUUGAGGACUGCUUUGCAUUUACAAAGAUCGUCUGCUGCUGACUCUCUGGAUGACACAACCAUCCGCAGGAAUGUGGUUUCUCGAGGAGUGCUGUCUUCCGUGCAGCGUGUGGGUGUAAAUUCCCCUCAGAAAUGCUCGACUCAGCCUUCCAGCCCGGUGAAGACAAACCGUCUUUCCCAAAGAAGCAUUCGGCAUCAACAGGUUGUGAAGACACUCAAGUGGGAUGAGACCCUCAAGACUUGCCCCCUGUGUGCCUCACCGGCCAAAUUUUCAUCUUGUGAGGAGAGGGCAGUCUGCAGCAAUGGAAACUGCUCCUAUGAUUACUGCUCACUGUGUUUUGACACCUUUCAUGGGUCAAAAGAUUGUGCUCGCCGCCAGUACAGAAGCCACUUCAAGUCACAGCCACAAGCAGGGAGCAAAAAGAGCAAACGGAACUUAAAACGAUUGUGACAGAAGAGAGCGAGAGUGUCUGUAUAUGAGUAUAAAGGCAAAUAUGUUGGAUUUAUUUUUGUCAAUUAGUAGAAAAUGAAUUUCAUAAAAAUAUGUAUUUUAAGACAGUUUUAUGGAAGAUGUUGAACUGCAGUUUUAUUUAUAAAUCCAGAAAAUCUACUUAAAAGAAACUCUUUUUAAAAAUUAAUAUAUGAAAUACCAAGAGAUAUCAUAAAUGCAGAAUGAACAUGUCACAGAUAUUUUAAUAGUGUUACAUUUCCAGUUAAAUUGUAGUUUCAGCAAUAUACAAUAAACUGUGUAUGUAUAUAUUUAUGUGAUUGACCCAGGACUUUGAAAAUUCUGCCUGGCUCAUUGCUCACUAUGUAGUUUCUGUUGUCUGUUUGCCAACCUUUUUAGAGUCUUUCUCUUAUUGUAUAUUAUUUCCUAAAAUUUAUAUUAUUUUUUCUCCCCCAUGUAAUAUAUUCACUGUUCAAUAAAUGUGUAAAAA
Rhincodon typus (whale shark) is the source of this 1850-nucleotide messenger RNA. Its product is annotated as F-box only protein 5. The record is from RefSeq and is a predicted model, not a curated record. Gene Ontology annotation, molecular function: protein binding. Gene Ontology annotation, biological process: regulation of mitotic nuclear division; negative regulation of meiotic nuclear division. Lineage: Eukaryota; Metazoa; Chordata; Chondrichthyes; Orectolobiformes; Rhincodontidae. The coding region runs from base 47 to 1363 and encodes 438 amino acids. The transcript has 4 exons. Gene Ontology annotation, cellular component: nucleus.